Messenger RNA from Dracunculus medinensis (Guinea worm), 1179 nucleotides. The record is from the annotation of a GenBank genome assembly. Lineage: Eukaryota; Metazoa; Nematoda; Chromadorea; Rhabditida; Dracunculidae.
AUGUCUAAAACACGUGUCUGCUAUUAUUACCACCCAGAUGUUGGCAAAUUUCAUUACGGUCCUCGGCAUCCAAUGAAGCCUCAACGAUUGGCAGCUUUGCAUAGUCUCGUUGUGAAUUACAAUUUACAUGAAGAAAUGCGUGUAAUCGUUCCAUCGCGGGCCUCUGCCAUUGAAGUUGAACGUUUCCAUUCCAAGGAAUAUAUCGAGUUUCUUCAACGCAUAUCUCCUCGCACUGCAAGCCAAUAUGAGCAUCUUUUUCCGAAGUUCAAUAUUGGUGAAGAUUGUCCGGUAUUCGAUGGAAUUUUCGAAUUUUGUUCUCUAUAUACCGGUGCUACUUUAACUGCAACUCUUCUCAAUCAUGGAUUAACCGAUAUAGCCAUUAAUUGGAGUGGUGGCUUACACCAUGCCAAGAAACGAGAAGCUUCAGGAUUUUGUUACGUCAAUGAUAUUGUGAUCGGUAUUCUGGAACUUCUCAAGUACCAUCCUCGAGUGAUGUAUAUUGAUAUCGAUAUUCAUCACGGUGAUGGUGUGCAAGAAGCAUUUUAUUUAACUGAUAGAGUAAUGACUGUGUCUUUUCACAAGUAUGGCGGAGGUUUUUUCCCCGCAACAGGAGAUAUGUAUGAAAUUGGUCAAGGUUAUGGUCGUUACUUCGCAGUUAAUGUACCUAUGUGUCAAGGAAUGGAUGAUGAAAACUAUCAUUCGUUAUUUAAACCGAUCAUUAGCACUGCAGUUGAAUGUUACAAGCCGACAGCAAUUGUUCUUCAGUGUGGUGCUGAUUCUUUGGGUUGUGAUCGUUUGGGAUGUUUUAAUCUGAGUUUCUCUGGGCAUGGAGAAUGUGUGAAUUUCGUUAAAAAUUUGGGUAUUCCAAUGCUAGUUGUUGGUGGAGGAGGUUACACUCUCCGUAACGUUGCUAGAUGUUGGGCAUAUGAAACUGCUAUCCUUGUUGGAAAACCUGAUAUUAGCGACGAUAUACCAGUCACUACAGAAUACUUUAAUUUUUUCGCUCCUGAAUUUAAAUUGAAACCAGAGUUGGCGAAGAAAUUAGAUAACCAAAACUCAAAGGAGUACAUCACUGCAAUAAAACAAGAUACACUAGAGCGACUACGGCAGAUUCGUAAUGCCCCGGCGGUUCAGAUGUUUCCUAUUCCAGAUGAUAUUUUUGAUGCGCAGACUGUAUGA